AUGAAAGAAGGUGGUGGAAAUGAAAUAAAUGAAGUAGGAAUCACAUUUAAAGAGUUGGAACAAUUCAGUCGUCGGGAGUUCCACGGACGGCUUCACGGUCCGUGGAUCAAGGUGUUGGCCGUGAAACUAGUCAUGGUUCAUGACCAGCCAGCCAUAUUCUCUGCUGAUGAUAGUUUUAUGGAAGAUGUUACACUGGAUAGAGUUGUUGAUGGGAUCCCUGGAAUGGGAAACAUUAGGUUUAAAGACAUGCCAAGCUUUAUCAUGACUACAGAUCCAGAUGAGAUUAUGUUAAAUUUUAUAUGUGAUGCAGCACAAAAUUGCUUGAAAACUUCUGCAGUGAUCUUCAAUACAUUCACUGCUUUGGAACAUGAAGUCCUAGAAGCAAUUGAAGCUAGAUUCCCAAACAUUUAUGUCACAGCUUCACUUUCAUUGAUGGAAAAAACAAUCCCAGAAAACAAACUGAGCUCAUUUAGGCCUAGUUUAUGGAAAGAAGAAUUUCAAUGUCUUGAAUGGCUGAAUAAACCGGAACCAAGUUCAGUGAUCUACGUGAAUUAUGGAAGUGUGACUUUAAUGUCAGACAAUCACUUGAAAGAAUUCGCGAGGGGACUUGCAAAUAGCAAGCACCCUUUCUUGUGGAUCGUUAGGCCUGAUAUUGUGAUGGGCGAUUUAGCCGUUUUGCCUGAUGAGUUUCUUGAAGAGAUUAAAGAUAGGGGAUUAUUAGCAAGUUGGUGCCCACAAGAUCAAGUUCUUUCUCACCCGUCUAUUGGUGUUUUUCUAACACAUUGUGGAUGGAACUCUACAAUCGAAAGCAUAGCUUCAGGGGUUCCUCUAAUUUGCUGGCCGUUCUUUGCUGAGCAACAAGCGAAUUGUCGAUAUGCCUAUGCAGAAUGGGGAAUAGCUGUUGAGGUCAAUCAAGAUAUCAAGCGCGAAGAAAUUGAAGUAGUUAUUGGGGAUAUGAUGGAAGGUGAAAAAGGUAAGGAGUUGAAGGACAAGGCGUUGGAGUGGAAGAAGAAAGCAGUAGAAGCCACUGAUAUUGGAGGGCCUUCAUGCAAAGACUUUGAUAGAUUCUUGGAAAAACUUCUCCUUAACAGGGAGUACUAA
Lycium ferocissimum is the source of this 1101-nucleotide messenger RNA. RefSeq names its product linamarin synthase 1-like. The record is from RefSeq and is a predicted model, not a curated record. Lineage: Eukaryota; Viridiplantae; Streptophyta; Magnoliopsida; Solanales; Solanaceae. Bases 1 to 1101 code for a protein of 366 amino acids. The transcript is spliced from 2 exons. Gene Ontology annotation, molecular function: UDP-glycosyltransferase activity.